AUGAGUUUUUCACCAUUCAGCGAGAUCAACAAUAUCACGCUGCUUGGCUUAUUCCGCCUUGCGGUUGAAAAACGAUCCAAAGCAAUCACGGAUCGAAACCAGAACCUCCGAUUCCGCACCAUGAACACCAAGUUUACUCGAGACCUCCAAAUAUUCCUAAGAAAGAACCGGGAGAUGUAUUUGGCUCCAGUGAAUCCAAAUGCUGCCCAAGCGGCAAGAGGACAGGCUGGUCAAGGCGCAGCAACUGGAGAACCAACCGCUAAGCGCACCAGAAUGGAACCAACUACAGUCAACCAGGGAGCCUCUACUUCUACUGCAGUGCCACCAAGACCAUUCAAAGUGCCAAACAUCCUGAAGCGGUCUAUGAAGAAGAGAGCAAACACUAUAGUCAAGCCGGAAAGAGGAACGCUGAGAAAAUGA
Messenger RNA from Caenorhabditis remanei, 420 nucleotides. RefSeq lists its product as uncharacterized. The transcript has 3 exons. NCBI's taxonomy places the organism in Eukaryota, Metazoa, Nematoda, Chromadorea, Rhabditida, Rhabditidae. The record is from RefSeq and is a predicted model, not a curated record. The coding region runs from base 1 to 420 and encodes 139 amino acids.